AUGCGAUCAGAAGGCGUCGCCCUCCAUGACCCAAGAUACAAGGAGGCAGAGGUACAGUCAGGGAAGACCAUCACCUCUUUGAUCGCUGCUAUCAACCUUGGAAAGAAUCACUGGCACAAUACAUGGGAUCCACUGGCUGAGGAAGCAGAAAAAUCUGUUUCACCCUACAUCAGCGGGCCGAUGCGAAUUGGCAUUAUAGGCGAGACUGGGCAAGGCAAAUCUUGCCUUAUCGGAAGUCUGUUAGGCGACGAGGGUGUUGUUCAAACUGCAAAGAGUGGCGAGAGCCUGACCAGAGUGAUUCUGGAGUACCAUCACUGGGCCGAUCACGAUUCACGCUUCAAGUACCGCGCUAUUAUCUCUCUCCUCCCGUGGGAAUCUGUACAGAAGCGGAUCGAGACGUACUUCGAACACUGGAACCACGGGCUUUUGUCACAUCAAGACGAGAGCGAGCAUGAAGAUGAACAUGAAGAUGGAGAACAAAGCCCAGAUCCUGCAGGCCCAGAUUCUCCUGGGGCAGAUACGGAAACAGCUACAGGGUUUUUCCAAGCACUGUUCCGUGGAGACCCCCAUUUUGAAGACGAGGAGACCAUGAAGGAGUACCUGUUGAGCAGUGAACGGUCACCUGUGCGACAUGAUAUACGAGAUCAGCUCAUCAGGCGCGCUCGCGACAUGUACGACGAGCUUGAUUGUCAGGAUACAAAUAUAUACAAACGAACCACCGAAGAGCUGUGGCAUGAGCUUGCUCGAUUCACGCAUGGUCGCUCGGCCGAUGACUCAAGAAGAGGUUGCGACGCUUGGCCCUUCGCCGAAGUUGUCAAAAUCGGCGGCCCCUUUGCCCUAAGCGAGCACAUCAUCAUCGCCGACACGCCAGGUCGAAACGACUUGAAUCGCCUUGCACGUGCCAGCGUGGACGACUAUCUACCGUCUUGUUCGUCCGUCAUAAUAGCAUGCAACAUUAGUCGCAUCAUAUCUGACGACAGCCUCCCCAAUCAAAUUGAGAAGAUCCAGCGUCACCGUCCUGUGACAGUAGUCGCUACAUUCUCUGAGGACGUUGGCCUAGUCCCCAGCAGGCACACUAAGCUCAGCCCAGGCGAGAAGCAUACGUAUAUGAGGCUUCACGAAAAACUCAAACAGCUCCAGAACGAAGAGUUGGACCCGUCCGCCGCUGAAGCUAUACUACGCAACCAGUUGAAGCAAAAGCAUGUUAAGAAAGCCAUUGCGCAAGUGCUUGUUGAGGAACGCAGCCGGCGCGUGAAGGAAAGGCUUAUGGCAGCAGCACGGGGCAAAGGCCGUCCUCACGCAGUGUUUUGUGUGUCCGCUUUCGACUAUCAGCGUAACAUUAGGGGGAUUGCUGCUCACGAUUCCGCCCUUCUUCCUCUCAGCCCCAAGGACACGGAGAUACCUGCAUUGAAGCAACAUCUCAUCUCGUUAUGCUCGCCCAUGCGAGUAGAAGAGCUAGUCCGCUAUGUGGGCGCAACAUUACCAGGUCUCAUGCUUAGCAUGCAGAUGGGGAUCAACAAACGAACUGAUGUGUUCCAACUCAAAAUCGAAGGUGGCGUCGAAAAUCUGAGUAGUACAUGUGUAAAGAAGGUCCAUCGAUGCAUCGACGAUGUAUUCAGGGAUCGAAUCGAAAAGCCCUUACUGGUCACCUUGCAAAGUUCGACUGAUGGCGUUCAAGGCAAUUACAAAAAGCCUAGAAAGGGCAAGCCCAGUUGGAACCAUCAGUUGCUCGAGCAGCACCGCAUGAGCCUCAACCCGAUUUUUCAGAACAUCCAUGAAGCUCUAUGGAAUAGUAUCGAACCAGUGAAACGAGAAAUCCUGUCAGCAAUGGGGAAGCUAGCCGAGGACAUUCGCAAGCAGUAUCCAGACUCUAGACCUGCUGAGCUGAACCUACUCCUCAACAGCAUCUACAUGAAAUUUGCACCUGUUACCACGAUAAAAACCAAGUGCAUUACCAAUCUGAGAACGUUCAUCGAGAAGCAGAGAUUACGCUGUCUUACUGACACUGACGAUAUCUCCUACUUCGGGUACGCCAUGAUCGAUGUAUACAACAAGAGCAAAGAGAUCAGGCGAGGAAACAAAAAGGAGGAGACACGUAAGGUCAUGCAACAUAGAACGUUCAAAAGACUGCUUCGCGACGAAGAUACAACGCCAUACCACGCGAUUUGUGUAAAACUGGAAAAUGCCAUCGACCGUCAAAAGCAGGUGAUCAAGGAGUACUUGGAGGAGAAGAUUGAGUCGUUAUUCCAGGCCAUCGGUGAUGAUCUGAAGCGAUUGGGAGUGGAGCAGGCGAGCCUGGACCACAGCGAAGACCGCAAGGUUCGUGAGUCGAUUGGCAGGACGCUUUCGAAGGCCAAGGAAGAUCUUGGGACGAUUGAGGCGUUGUUGAAGGAGAGCGGCGUUGAUUGCGAUGGUAUCAAGGAUCAGUUGACGUAA
Molecule: messenger RNA, 2436 nt
Organism: Alternaria novae-zelandiae
Lineage: Eukaryota; Fungi; Ascomycota; Dothideomycetes; Pleosporales; Pleosporaceae
Exons: 8
Coding region: 1-2436 (811 amino acids)
Source: RefSeq, a predicted model, not a curated record